This is a messenger RNA of Olea europaea var. sylvestris, 626 nucleotides long. RefSeq names its product 1-phosphatidylinositol-3-phosphate 5-kinase FAB1B-like. Gene Ontology annotation, cellular component: endosome membrane. The record is from RefSeq and is a predicted model, not a curated record. The transcript has a single exon. NCBI's taxonomy places the organism in Eukaryota, Viridiplantae, Streptophyta, Magnoliopsida, Lamiales, Oleaceae. Gene Ontology annotation, biological process: phosphatidylinositol phosphate biosynthetic process. Gene Ontology annotation, molecular function: metal ion binding; 1-phosphatidylinositol-3-phosphate 5-kinase activity. The annotation marks the transcript as partial.
AUGGGCACUCCCAAUAAUACCAAAUUGUCUGAGGCAGUUGACACUGUGAAAUCAUGGACACCAUGGAGGCAAGAACCCAUGAAAGUCUCCAGAGAUUUCUGGAUGCCCGACCAGAGCUGCAAGGUGUGCUAUGACUGCGAUUCUCAAUUCUGCUAUGACUGCGAUUCUCAAUUCAGAAUUUUUAAUCGUAGGCAUCAUUGCCGACUCUGUGGACGAAUUUUCUAUUCCAAGUGCACUGAACACUCCGUUCCGGCCCCUUCAGAUGAUCCCUGUAGUGGAUGGGAAGAUUGGGGUUGGAUUAGGGUUUGCAAUUAUUGCUUCGAACGAUGGGAACAUGGUUCAGAGAAAAUUGAUAAUGUGAUGACUGCAGCAGGCCCUGAAAUUAAUCCUUCGCCUUCUGCUACAAGUUUGGUGGGCAACGAAUCUAGUUACACUUGUAGCAGUGACAGGAGUGAUGAUUCAUCCAUGUGUUCUACUGAGCCACACCAGUGUAGUGGUGGUCCAGGUCCUCGUCAUCCUGCUCAAAUGGAGGAUAUAUGUGCAGUCAAACAUGUAAUGAUUCCUGGAAAAUCACGUCGGAUUGAUACAAGGGACUCUGUCAGCAACCAGUCUCUUUUUUCUAGCAG